AUGAUUUUAAAUGGAAACGAUCCUCCUAGUACCAUUUGGACUAUUUUAAAUGUUGACCAUUUACAAAUGAAUAAUCUAGUAUUUAUUGAUAGUAAUCCUUCCAUCAGUAUUCUAAAGCUUAGCUCAAUACAGAAAACAGACAUUAGUGGCUCUAAAUUCAUUUCUUCAAGAGAAAACGGUGAACUACUUAUAGGUAAAAAACCAUUUUUAAUUUAUGCAGAAAUGAUUUUAAACAUAAUAUUGGAUAACUGUCAGGCGUUAAAUCUAAGUAGAGGUUGGAUUUCUCUAAAGUACACAUCCGACGUAUCAAUAUCAAGAGUCAAAAUAAUUGGAAAUGCUGCUAAAACACGGAUACUUUUCGUAGAACGAGUUAAUGAGUUUGUAAUGGAUGAAUGUGAGUCAACAGGUAAUAUUGGUGGAGUUGUACAUUUAAUUGACGCUUCAAGUGCAAAAAUUGGUAAUUCCAGAUUUUUAGACAACCAGAUAUCAAAUGAUAAUGGAGGAUCGGUAUUUGUUGACUCUGAAUUCUUUGUGGUUGCGGAUUCUAUAUUUGACAGUAACAGUGCUGUGAAUGGAAGUGGUGGAGCUGUUGCAGUUUCUGAUUCAACAAUGUUAUCUAUAGAUCGUUCAACAUUCGUCUCGAAUGUAGCUACAAUAUCAGGAGGGGCUGUGGCUAUGGUCAGUGUUUUCCCAAAUUCAAAUGAUUAUUCUCACUCACAAAUUACCUAUUCAGUAUUUAGAGACAAUGGAAUCAACCAUUACCCUAAUAUUGAUAAAAGCUACUGUAAAGGAUUCUACUCGUGUGAGGGAUCUGGAGGCGCUAUCUCACUCAGGAGCAUAAUUACAUUUUACAAUGUGAACGCGACAGGAAAUUAUGCUGUUUGGGGAGGAGCUGUAUUCACAAGCAACGAUAAUAGAAAGCUUGUAGAUGCCAAGAGUUUCAUUGAGGGAAAUCAUGCAAAGAUAGCUGGCGGAGGCGUGUUUUCUAUAAAUGGUUAUUUCGAUGGUACAGAUUUGAAAAAUAAUUCUGCUGGUUUUUAUGGAGAUAACAUGGCAUCUUCUAUACAAUUUAUUUAUGCUAUUCAAACUACCUACUUUGGAAUUGAUGGAAAAUACUUGGUUGCUACUAAUAAUUCAGCCACACUUAAUUUGCAUUUAGGUCAAUAUGCUAAAAUUGAAAUUUUGAAAUCAGCAGAUUAUUAUGGAAAUUUGGUAAAUAUUUUCAGAGAGGAUAUAGAACCUAUCUCAAAUUCAUCUCUCUAUAUACCAAAAUGUGACUACAGUAUCAUAGAUAAUGGUAUCAAUAUUUCAUUUUCUGAGGCACCAUCUCAACCUAGUGAAUCCAAGUUUCCAAUACUACUGAAAAUUACUUCCAGAUCUAUACCAAUUACUGUGAUAAUUACACCAUGUCCUCAUGGAUAUUCCCUUCAAGAAGGUGUGUGUGCUCCUUCAUUUCCUAUGGAGGUUCUCAUAUCAACGUCGGUGGUUGGUGUAUUGUUAGCUCUUAUAUCUGGUAUAAUAAUUGGAUUAUUAAUAACUUUUGCUUUUAGGAAAUUGUGGAAAAUUAAGGACAAACUUAAAAAAUUAAAAAAGCUUGAAAAAGCUGAAGAGGAUAUUGAAAAAAGACUUUUAAAGUCUGAAUUUCACAAAAAUUAUGGAAUCAAUUACGAUCCAAAAGAUUCAAUCAUAAAGAACAAAAAGUCAAUGAACUUUCUCAUUAAUUCAGAUGACUUGAAAAUAGAAAAGAAAAUUGGAGAGGGAGCUUAUGGUUCCAUAUUUUUAGCAAAAUGUUGGGAGACUACCAAUGUAGCUAUCAAGUCGUUCCAUCAAAAAUCAGAGGAAAAUGAAACUAAUGGAGAGGAUUUUGAAAGGGAGGUUUCAUUGCUUGUAAAUUUAAGAAAUCCAUAUAUUGUCACUUUCUACGGAGUAUGUAUAACCGAGUCAAAGAGAUUCAUGGUUGUAGAAUAUUGCGAAAGAGGAAGUUUAGAGAAGAUUAUCAAUGACUGUAGAAGUGGAAAAGAUUUUCUGACACUUUCACAAAAAGCUCAAAUAUUAUUGGACAUUUCCUCAGGUAUGAAAUAUUUACAUGGAUUGAAACCAAAAUUAAUUCAUAGGUUAGUUUUUACUGUAUCAAUUGUUUUAUUAAUUGAUAAUUUACUCAGAGAUUUAAAGCCAGCAAAUGUUCUCAUUAAUGCGACAGGACAGGCAAAAGUUUGUGAUUUUGGUGUAUGUUAUUUUAGUAUUGAAGAACUAAUAUUUUGA
Messenger RNA from Naegleria gruberi, 2262 nucleotides. RefSeq lists its product as uncharacterized. Bases 1 to 2262 code for a protein of 753 amino acids. The transcript has a single exon. Gene Ontology annotation, biological process: protein phosphorylation. The record is from RefSeq and is a predicted model, not a curated record. Gene Ontology annotation, molecular function: protein kinase activity; ATP binding. Lineage: Eukaryota; Heterolobosea; Eutetramitea; Acrasida; Naegleriidae.